GUUUGAUCAUUUUUAGUGGUGUAUAGUGUAAUAACUAAUAAGUGUGCUUUAAAAUGAAAAUCAAAUUUGAUACAAUUAUAAAAAAAUACAACAACAAAACUCUAACAAUACGAUGGAAUCUAUAACACAAAUUUUAAUUUUACUUGUGAUCGUAUCUUCCUGUAUGGCAGCAACACUGAAUACACUCAACGGACAAAAAAAGGAGAAACGCAGUGGCCGAUUUUGUCCUCCGAUGGGAUACAAGGAAAAAUAUGAGGUAGCUUUUUUAGAUAAUGCGCAGCCAUUGUACGGAUGCGCAUACCUGAAUCACGACUGGAAUCUUAGCGAUGUUCCACUGUUUCAUUUAUGGCUUGAACGACCCGAGGAGCAGAGCAUCAUACCCACAUAUUGCAAGAACACAAGUAAUAUGAACCAUUACAUUUUCGAGUGCUUGUCAAAUGAUGAAUCCGCCAAUCCGGAAGAGGUUGAAAAAGGUUUUCAGUAUAUGUCCUUAUUUGAAUAUAAGCCAAACAAAUAUGGUCAACACGGCUCUAACACGAACGAGCCAUCUUUCAGAUGUGCCGUGUACGUCGCUGAUGAAUACAAAAAUUAUGGGGUUGUGGUAAUUCGAAUGGCACUUAGCAGAGGAAAAGCAGAGCAUUUCACUGUAAGACAGUGCGAAGGUCUAUCGAAUAUUCUGGAAGAUAGAAAUCUGAUAUACGACCCUAAGUCUCAACAAUAUUGGCCCGAAGGAGCUUCAUAUGUAUUUGUAAUGGGAGACCUCCAGCCUAAAAGACGUACAACUACAACAACUACAACUACUACAACUUCUACAACUACUACAACUACGCAAAAACCACCUGUAUCAUUUCUUUACUUUUUAUCUAUGAUACGGGGUGAACUCGCAUAGAAAAAAAUACUGUUAAAUUAUACUACUAUUGAUAACAUAGUUUUUUAAUAAUUUAAUUGUAUGAACAUUAUUAUUAUUGUACAUCAUGCACAUAUGUCAUACAUGAUAUAUAAAUAUAAUAAUAUGAAACUUUCAGAUUUAA
Aphis gossypii (cotton aphid) is the source of this 1031-nucleotide messenger RNA. RefSeq lists its product as uncharacterized. The transcript is spliced from 5 exons. The record is from RefSeq and is a predicted model, not a curated record. Bases 113 to 889 code for a protein of 258 amino acids. Lineage: Eukaryota; Metazoa; Arthropoda; Insecta; Hemiptera; Aphididae.